AUGAAGAAGAAGCAAGUCGAAAAACCACCAAAUGUGGAGGAGGAAAAUAUGAAAGAAACCACCCAUUCAAAAUCGGGGGUUCUCAAAAGCACGAAGAAACCAACAAAGAAGCCUACCGAUUCACCAAUCAAGAAACCCAUACAAGACUCUGUAAUUGAAAGUGUUGAGCCAAAGAAUGUCGAUUCUUCAAAUCCUAUUUCUUCUCAAAAGGGUCUAAUGAAGAUUCGAAGGCCUCAAUUUAACAAUAAGGGUGUUUUGUUUUGUGAAGUCUCUAUUCCUGUUUCACUAGCUUCAAAGAAGCGUCAAGCUCUUGAUAUGGCUCACAAGUUACAAAAGAAUAAAUGUAAGAUUCCUGUUCUACUUGACAAUGUGAAGGUAAAAACUGAUCAAGAUAGUGAUAGUGAAAGGUCAUAUAUUCGCAUCGAAGAUUCUUUUACUGGAUCACCUCAAAUGGAUUCUCCUAUCAAAUCAAAUUUCGAGGUGACAAGGAAUCCUGAUGUUAAUGUAAACCUUUCUAAUAUAGACAAAAACAUCAUUUCAAGUGAUCAUCAACCAACAUCCAUCCGUGAGAAGACCUUGGUCUUACUAUACUGGGUUUCGCAUACCGAGUCCAAUACAAAGGAGGUUUGA
Molecule: messenger RNA, 630 nt
Organism: Lactuca saligna
Lineage: Eukaryota; Viridiplantae; Streptophyta; Magnoliopsida; Asterales; Asteraceae
Source: the annotation of a GenBank genome assembly